Teleopsis dalmanni is the source of this 1233-nucleotide messenger RNA. RefSeq names its product probable DNA replication complex GINS protein PSF2 (gene Psf2). Lineage: Eukaryota; Metazoa; Arthropoda; Insecta; Diptera; Diopsidae. The transcript has 2 exons. Gene Ontology annotation, biological process: double-strand break repair via break-induced replication; DNA replication. Gene Ontology annotation, cellular component: nucleus; GINS complex. The coding region runs from base 83 to 679 and encodes 198 amino acids. The record is from RefSeq and is a predicted model, not a curated record.
AUUGCAUAUGUUUUUAUAUGUUUACAAUUUGGCGGUUGUUUCACCUAAAUUUUUGGCUAAUAGUUCAAAGGGAAUAAAAUAAAUGGAUCCUAAUAUAAUUGAAUUUAUUGGUGAGAAGUCAGAAAUUAGUAUAAUACCAAGUUUCAAUUUCGAUCCGCUGCAUUUAAUAUCUGGUACAAUUGGACCUUUUCGUGCUGGUCUACCAGUAUAUGUUCCAUUAUGGUUAGCCGUACAUUUACGUAAACAGCAGAAGUGCCGAAUAGUGCCACCACAAUGGAUGGAUAUUGAUACAUUAGAAACAAUCAAAGAGGAGGAAAAAAUGUCAAAGUUUUUUACAAAGAUGCCUGAUGAACACUAUAUGAUUGUGACACAGUUGAUAAUGAAUGCUGCACCAGCUGAUGUUCCACGUUGCGAUGAAAUUCGAACUAUUAUAAAAGAUAUAUAUGAUAUUCGAGAAUCUAAAUUACGUGCUUCGAUCGAUGCUUUUAUUAAAGGUGAAGGAACUUAUGCUAAACUUGAUAAUUUAACGUUGCUGGAGAUACAUAGUGUGCGACCAGUACUUCCACAUGCAUUAGAUCAUAUAUCAAGAUACCAACGUGCUGCACUCGCCACGCAAAAAGAUACAACUGGAUUAGGUCUAAAUAGCACUGCGAACACGAGUGCUUUUUUUACACAGUAAAAAUAAUUGGCACGUGAUUUUUGAUAAUUAUAAUUGCUUAUAGUGCAAUUAUGUAUAGUGCUAAGCACUAAUUAUAGUGCAUAGUGCUUAUUAAGUUUGCCAAAACAUUUAUAAAACGAUCGCGGAGACAACAGGUCAACACGUAUAUGUUGUAGCCUGCUGCGACCUGCUUGUGAAAUCCCUUUUGGAGGUGUCAAACGGCAGUUGGUUGUUGAUACCGACGAGUGGCUCUAACAGAUAGACUCAACCGUUAUUGGAACCUAUAACACGUAUAUAACAUCAAUAAUUGAUAUGACAAGGCAAAACAAGUUGGCUAAUGUAGAAAUGAUUAUUUUUAAGUACAAUUAGUAUAGGUAUUAAUUUUUUAAGUAAUUGUAUAUUAAUUUGUGCAUCAAUAUUCAUGUUAAGAUUAUAUACAUAUAGAAGACUUAAUUACUUUUAUUGUAAGAAUUAAAUUAUUAAAAAAAUGAAAUUAUUAAAGAAAUAUGAUAUUUUUUUUUGUAUUAAAUGCAAUAUAUGUAUAUUGUAUUUCUACAAUUAAUUAAAAAUAUAUU